AUGAAGUUCUACACCUCUGCCCUCGCUUUGGCCUCAUGUGCCACCGCCAUUGUUGUCCCUGCUGGCUCUGCGCCCAAGUAUGACGUUGAUGUUGCCAUCAUCGGUGGUGGAUCCGCCGGUAUCCAUGCUGCCAUCAACCUUAAGGAUGAUGGUUUGAGGGUUGCUGUUAUUGAGAAGGAAAACCAGAUUGGUGGUCAUGCCCAGACAUAUGUCAACCCUGUGACGAAGCGACCUACCAACAUUGGCGUUACGCUCUUUGAGAACACCAAGACUGUGCAGAAGUACAUUGGUCGUCUUGGUGUUGCUCUUGCCAAGAACAAUCCCUUCUCUGCUACCACCAGCACAAACAAGCAGUAUGAUUUCACUCUGGGCAUUCCUAUUCCUGCUCAGUCUCAGGCUCAGGCUGCUGCUACCAAGGAGGCCAUGGCCGCUGCUAUGCAAGCUUAUGCCCAGAACGUCCUCCCCAAGUAUCCCUGGAUCGAUCAAGGUUAUUUGAUACCCAACCCUGUUCCUCAGGAGCUUCUUCUACCUUUCGGAGAGUUCGCUGCCAAGUACAACUUCAGCGCUAUCCUGCCUCUAAUCAGCCAGCUGAACUGGUACCCCGGCAACAUCACCGCCAUCCCCACCAUCUACGGUAUCAAGAAGUUCGGUCCUGGUCUCCUCCAGAGUGUUUCCAGCGAGUUCCUCGUUGCUGCCUCAGGCGACACCCGAAGCAUCUAUGAAGCUGCUGCCAAGGUGCUUGGUAACAGUAUCUACCUCAACUCCGAGGUCGUCAGCGUUCGACGAAACGUUGCCGGUAAGGGUGUUGUUGUCGCCUUCAAGCAGAACGGCAAGACCAUCACCCUCCGGGCCCGCAAGCUAGUCGUUGCCAUGCCUCAGACACGCGCCAACACCAAGAUGUUCGAUCUUUGCGAGAAGGAGAGGAAGCUCAUCACCAAGUUUGCUGCUUUCGGCUACGUCGCCGGUGUUGCUCACAUUCCCGGCCUCGAGAACGGCCUUCAGAACGUCGGAGCUCUCACCCCCGCCAACGUGCCCAUCGUCCCUGGUAACAACGGCUACUUCCAAACUGGUUCACCCGACGACUUCCUCAUCGGCACUGGUUUCCCCAACACCGACUACACCCUCGAGGACGCCAAGGCUCUCAUGCGCAAGGAGCUCACCACUCUGGCUCGUGUUGGCGGUGCCCCCGCUGAUGCUGCCGAGAAGUGUACGUUCCCUAUGCUUGAGGACCAUGCUCCUUACUACCUCCACGUCACUGGCCAUGAUAUUGCCCAAGGCUUUUACCGUGACCUCAUUGCGCUUGAGGGUUACCGCAACACUUACUGGACCGGUGCUGUGUUUGCUGGACACAACAGCGGUUUGAUCUGGAACUGGAACGACGGUACAGUUCUGCCCGCCAUCAAGAAGGAUCUUGAGCUUGAGACUUCACUGUAA
Fusarium mangiferae is the source of this 1434-nucleotide messenger RNA. RefSeq lists its product as uncharacterized. NCBI's taxonomy places the organism in Eukaryota, Fungi, Ascomycota, Sordariomycetes, Hypocreales, Nectriaceae. Bases 1 to 1434 code for a protein of 477 amino acids. Gene Ontology annotation, molecular function: oxidoreductase activity. The transcript has a single exon. The record is from RefSeq and is a predicted model, not a curated record.